UCGACAAAGCUGACUCUCCACGUCAUCAACGAAAACUUACCUGCUCUUCUUGGUCGAGACGGUAUGCGAGAGUUGGAAAUUUAUCUCAGCAAUAUUCAUUCCGUUCAGCGCUCCGAUCUGCCUACACCAGUGGCCCAACGAUUAGAAGCCCUGUUGGAAAAGUAUUCGUGCGUUUUUGAGCCUACCAUCGGUGAAAUUAAAGACCACGUCGAAUCGUUACACUUCAAACCAGAUGCUGAACCAAAAUUCCUGAAAGCUCGACCCGUACCGAUCGCUCUACGGUCCAAAAUUGAGGACGAGUUAGAUCGUUUAGUCGCCAACGGAGUUCUCGAAAAAGUUGAAACCAGUGAAUGGGCUUCGCCGAUCGUACCAGUCGUUAAAAAGAACGCUGUUCGCAUUACAGGCGAUUACAGUGGAACCGUUAAUCCACAAAUAUUCAUCGACCAAUACCAGUUUCCUGGCUACGACGAAAUUACAACGCAAAUGUCCAACGAAGAAGGCUCCGAAGUUCACUCGUCAGUACUCGAUGUUUAUUCGGCGUUCCUGCACAUGCCAACUGACGAAAAGACAAGCGACGCUCUCGUUAUCAACACGCACCGCGGACUUUAUUGCCCGAAACGCAUUUUCUUCGGCGUGGGUUCAGCUCCGGCAAAGUUCCAAAAAUGGAUGGAUGGAAAAUUCCGCCGUAAAGGUCGCGUAGUUGUGCACGACGAUAUUCAUCUCUCAGCAGCCAGCAUCGAAGAACAUUUUCGUCUGUUGGAAGACACUCUUAGAAUCUGCAAAGAAGCUAAUUUACGCUUGAACCGUUCGAAAUGCCGUUUUUUCGAACGCAAAGUAAAGUUUGUUGGAUACACGAUUGACGCGAAUGGAGUUCAUGAGACCGACAAUAAAGUUUUAGCAGUUCUCAACGUUCCUGCACCCACCAACCCAACGGAGGUGAAAUCGUUUCUUGGUCUCGUCGGUUUUUACUCGAAGUUUGUCCCUCAUCUGGCGACAAUAGCAGCUCCGUUACAUCGUUUAACUCGUCAAAGCGAAGAUUUCAUCUGGACAGACGAAUGCGAACAAAGUUUCCAGCAUGUCAAACAAGAAAUUGCGUCAGAACGUGUACUCACUCGCUACGAUCCGAAAAAACCAAUCGUUUUGUCCGUCGACGCCAGUCCAGUUGGACUCGGUGCAGUAAUCGCUCAUUCUAUCAACGGCGAAGAACGUCCCAUCGAAUUCGCUUCACGUAUGCUUACCGACACCGAGCGAAAGUAUACCCAACUCGACAAAGAGGCACUUGCGAUUAAAUGGGCCGUCACGAAGUUUUUCAACUAUCUGUACGGACAAAGGUUCGUUUUAUACACCGAUUCAGAGCCCUUGACUCAUAUUUUUGGGCCUCACCGAAAGAAGUUGCCAGCGCUUAGCGCUACUCGUAUGAUGCAUUACGCGUUAUACCUUCAACAGUUCGUUUUCGAUAUCAAGUACAGACGCUCAGAGAAGAACGGUAACGCCGAUGCCCUCUCCAGAUUACCUCUUCCUGCUUCAUCCGACGAUCUGUUCGCGAGCAAAGACGACAUCGCAGUUUUCCAUGUCUCACAGAUGGACAAAUUACCUGUUACGAAACGCGAACUCGCGAAAGCUACGGUUAAAGAUCCGGAAACACGUUCCAUUCUCGAUGGUCUACGCGCAGGAAAAAUCUACAAUUCGCCUUACACCUGUGAAGGUGACAUUUUAUUCAUGGGUAUGCGCGUCUACGUUCCGUCUGCUCUGCGUUCAUCGGUUCUUCAAGAACUUCAUAAAGGCCACAUCGGCGCAUCGAAAAUGAAAUCGCUCGCUCGAUCUCACGUAUAUUGGCCUAAAAUCGACAAAGACAUCGAAAACAUCACGAAGAAAUGUCAAUCUUGCGUCGAAAACGCAAGUGACCCGAAGAAGACUUCUCAUUAUUCGUGGGAACCAGCGUCCGCGCCUAUGGAGCGCAUUCAUAUUGAUUUUGCGACCAUCAACGGUAAAAUUUUAUUUUUGAUCGUUGAUGCAUUCUCGAAGUGGGUCGAAGUCGAUAUCGUCCCCUCUACGUCAUCGAAGUCUGCGAUAUCAAGCUUGGAAUCGUUUUUCACCACGUUUGGUAUUGCUCAAACAGUAGUCUCCGAUAACGGAACAGCGUUUACAAGUUCCGAGUUCAAGGAAUUCGCAGAGAAUGUCGGUUUCUGCCAUAAAACGAGUGCUCCGUUUCACCCAGCAACCAAUGGCCAAGUCGAACGUUUUGUGGCCACUGUAAAAAAUUCGUUGAAAAGGUUGCCUGGCACCGACUUGCAGCAGAAGCUGAACGAAGCGUUAUUUGCGAUCCGCCGAGCUCCGCAUACGACAACGGGAAUUUCUCCAGCCAAACGCUUCUUGGGCCGCGAGCUAAAUUCUCCGUUAAAUUUAUCUGCCGUUGCCAAGGCAAAGUCGAAGCCAACGCCGAUCUCUUGACCUCCAGUCUCGUUUUCCGAGGGGGAAAGAGUAGCGGCUCGUAAUUAUUCUCGUCACCAAGGGAAAAAGUGGCUGAUUGGAAAAAUCGUCAGUAAAGACGGCGAAGUUAAUUAUACGGUAUCAGUUAACGAUUCGCUUCAUCGAUUUCAUGUCGACCAACUGAGAAAGAUCGAUCAAAACAUAUCGCCGACAGGAAUCGUUCCUAUAUUUUUCCCAGCCGAACGAAGUGCGUCGCCGGAACCUCUAUUAGAUCCAGGAGAAUCGCCGGUACCUCAGCGAGAACCUAGAGAACCGCCGAAAUCGCCGCCGCCUGUCGUCAGGAGAUCAAAGCCGCCUGUCGUCAGAAAAUCGAAGCCGCCUGUCAUCAGGAAAUCAUCGCAAUCUCGACGCCAGCCUAAUCGAUUAAACCUCUAGUUCUCAAGAGGGGGAAGAUGUGGUAGCGCUGUUUGCGCCAUUCGAGCCGGCAACACUGACGCGCCACGCGAUCAUACGUUAUCUCGUAGAUUAGGAUUAGAUUUCAUCAUUCCAUGUAUUAUGCCGAUUAGUUCGAAUGCUCGAAUAUGUUUCGUGUUUAUUUUAUAAUAAUAAAAGUGUUAAUUCGAAGUCGUUUAAUGAGUUUAUAAUAAU
Planococcus citri (citrus mealybug) is the source of this 3078-nucleotide messenger RNA. RefSeq lists its product as uncharacterized. Bases 64 to 2451 code for a protein of 795 amino acids. The transcript has a single exon. The record is from RefSeq and is a predicted model, not a curated record. Gene Ontology annotation, biological process: DNA integration. Lineage: Eukaryota; Metazoa; Arthropoda; Insecta; Hemiptera; Pseudococcidae. Gene Ontology annotation, molecular function: nucleic acid binding.